Molecule: messenger RNA, 772 nt
Organism: Nelumbo nucifera (sacred lotus)
Lineage: Eukaryota; Viridiplantae; Streptophyta; Magnoliopsida; Proteales; Nelumbonaceae
Product: putative histone H2A.1
Cellular component (GO): nucleosome
Molecular function (GO): protein heterodimerization activity; structural constituent of chromatin; DNA binding
Source: RefSeq, a predicted model, not a curated record
AAAGUAGUUUCAUAAUUUCGUCUGAUAGAGCAGACUGCUGAGAAAGAAAUGGAACCUGGAAAGACGGUAAAAGCUGCCGGAGGGAGAAAAGGGUCGGCGAAGCGAAAACCAAUUUCUAAGUCCGUGAGGGCUGGGCUUCAAUUUCCCGUAGGAAGGGUAGCGAGGUUUUUGAAGAAAGGUAGAUAUGCUGAGAGGCUUGGCAAUGGUGCUCCUAUUUACUUGGCUGCCGUUCUUGAGUAUUUGGCUGCUGAGGCGCUUGAACUCGCCGGAAACGCAGCUCGGGACAACAAGAAGACCCGUAUUAUUCCAACUCAUGUUCUGCUGGCAGUAAGGAACGACGAGGAGCUUGGGAAAUUAUUGGCUGGUGUGACGAUUGUUCAUGGUGGUGUCCUGCCCAACAUUCAUCAAGUUCUGUUGCCCAAGAGGACCGAAAAAUCUGGAAGUGCUGCAGGAGAGACCAAGACCAAGUCACCGAAGAAGGCGUGAACCUAACUCAGAAGAACCCAAUAGAGCUUUGUGUUGGUUUUUAAAUCUGCUCUCUGACGGGGGAGUAGAUUUAAUUUUUGUGUGUAAAAAAUGGUGCUGAUCUAACUCUUUCAGAGAGUGAUUAGACGAAGUUACAGUGAGGAGGGGGGAACUGUUAUUUGGUGCCAAAUUUAUAGAUUUCAAUAGUUUUUUUUUUCGGUGUCGAAGAGCCAAGUCUGAACUUCUUGUAGGCCUCCUUUACAUAUCCUGAUAUCCAAAUACAAUGAAAUUUCACCUUAUCCAUGCA